Clupea harengus (Atlantic herring) is the source of this 1842-nucleotide messenger RNA. RefSeq names its product 5-hydroxytryptamine receptor 4. Gene Ontology annotation, biological process: adenylate cyclase-activating adrenergic receptor signaling pathway; positive regulation of MAPK cascade. Lineage: Eukaryota; Metazoa; Chordata; Actinopteri; Clupeiformes; Clupeidae. The record is from RefSeq and is a predicted model, not a curated record. Gene Ontology annotation, cellular component: plasma membrane. Gene Ontology annotation, molecular function: G protein-coupled receptor activity.
CACACUCAGUGGAUUGGUCCUUUUGGGGCCCACAAAGAAACCCCAGUGAAAAACAGGACGGAGUCCAGAUUGAGUGUUUUCCUGUUGUUUCACGGAUUCCCAGACUGGCUGGAUCCAAACCACUGCCUACUGAAAAUGCCCCGAGGAAUCAUCCGAGGUGACAUAUGUUUGAUUGUUUCGCUCGUGCUCUGACGCUUGGAGCGAAAAGCGCUCUUGUUUCUGGAGGGUUUGAGUGCCCUGCUGAUAAACUCUCAGCAGUCUGCUUUUCCUCACUAGACUGACUAGAUCUUUGCCAAGAUAAAGCCUCACAACAUGUGUUACGUAACAUGGUUCAAAAGACGCCGAGAUGAACGCUUCCUGGCUGGAUGAGUCCAACGCCUCUGUGACGGGUGUCAUAGAGUCCUGCGCCAUCUUGAGAAACCCCGGCACACGUGUCGCCCUCUACACCUUCUUCUUAGCUGGCAUCGUCUGCACAGUGGUGGGGAACUUCCUGGUGGUGCUCGCCAUAGCGUACUUCAAGCAGCUUCAGUCUCCCACCAACUGCUUUGUGAUGUCCCUGGCGGUGGCGGACUUCCUGGUGGGGCUGGUGGUGAUGCCCUACAGCAUGGUGCGGACGGUGGAGGGCUGUUGGCACUUCAGCGCCACCUUCUGCCAGCUGCACUCCAGCCUGGAUGUCAUGCUGUGCACCGCCUCCAUCUUUCACCUCAGCUGCAUCGCCUUCGACCGCUACUACGCCGUCUGCAACCCCCUGGUCUACUCCUUCAAGAUGUCCCGCGCCCGCGUGGCCCUGCUCAUCGUGGUGUGCUGGGCCGUCCCGCUGCUCAUCUCCUUCGGGCCCAUCCUCCUGGGCCUCCACAAGGCCGGGGUGGCCAUCCCACUGCCCGAGAACAUGUGCGUCUUCCUGGUGAACCGCAUCUAUGCUGUCAUGGCCUCCAUGGUGGCCUUCUAUCUCCCCAUGGCCAUCAUGUUGGUGGCCUACUGGAAGAUCUACAAGGCGGCCAAGCGCCAGGCCAUGCAGAUCAGCGCCAUGGAGUCCCAGAUGGCAGCGGGGGUGGGCAAAGACUCCAGUAAGAAGCAGCGGCACCGCAACUCCUUGAGGAGGGAGAGGAAGGCAGCAAAGACCCUGGGCAUCAUCAUGGGGGUCUUCCUGCUGUUCUGGCUGCCCUUUUUCACCGUCAACAUCGUGGACCCGUUCAUAGACUACAGCACUGCAGGGGUGGUCUGGGACGUGUUCCUGUGGCUGGGCUACGUGAACUCCUCCCUGAACCCAUUCCUCUAUGGGCUCUUCAACAGGUCCUUCCGCAGGGCCUUCUUCCUGAUCAUGGGCUGCAGGAUCUGCCUGCCUGGCUCCAAUCCCAGUAUGGAUCUCUCCCAUUCCAAAAGAGACGGGAAUGACAAUUAGUAGAUGCAGCCGCUAUCAGGGCAGCAUGGCUAUUCAGUUUUGUAUUCAGAGGAUGUGUUCUUGCUGGUCUUGCCGGUCUUGGUUACUUAGUCAGUUGUAACUGACUUACAGUUGUAAUCAUAGAAUGGUAAAGAUUUAGGUGUCAAGGUCAUGAAUAGCUUUUCUCUUCAGGCACAAAGGCAGUGUCCUGCGCAAAUGGAUUUACUUUACAAAUGACACAAGCGAUGUAAUAAUCACAAAUCCGUUGUUCAGAACAACUGUGGUUAUGAAAAUAAGCUGUCUCCCCAAACCUUCAAAUAGUCUGGUUUGAAGCGGUGCAAGAAACUAAGUGUGCAUAAAUAUUAUAAUUUGAUGGUGGAUUUCAUGUCUAAAUGUAAAUUCUUUCUUGCUACAUUUGUGUUUUGUUUUUUUUGUGUAAAUAAAUAAAAUGUCAUAACAUG